Onychomys torridus (southern grasshopper mouse) is the source of this 3964-nucleotide messenger RNA. It is a transcript of the gene Gan, whose product is annotated as gigaxonin. Gene Ontology annotation, molecular function: protein binding. The transcript is spliced from 11 exons. The record is from RefSeq and is a predicted model, not a curated record. Bases 24 to 1961 code for a protein of 645 amino acids. NCBI's taxonomy places the organism in Eukaryota, Metazoa, Chordata, Mammalia, Rodentia, Cricetidae. Gene Ontology annotation, biological process: cytoskeleton organization.
GGCGCGGACCGCACGCGCCGCCGAUGGCGCAGGCGCGUUGCUGGGCCUCCAGCUCUGACUCCAGAGCUACACUGAGUCCGAGCAGGCGGACGCGCGGAGUGGACGGCGGGGACGCGCGCGGGAUUCGGGCGGGCGGGCCCGGUGGCCUCGGAGGAGCGGGAGGCACGAUGGCCGAGGGCAGCGCUGUGUCCGACCCUCAGCACGCUGCGCGCCUGCUACGGGCGCUCAGCUCCUUCCGGGAGGAGGCGCGCUUCUGCGACGCUCAUCUGGUCCUCGACGGCGAGGAGAUCCCGGUGCAGAAGAACAUCCUGGCGGCGGCCAGCCCGUACAUCAGGACAAAGUUAAACUAUAAUCCUCCAAAAGAUGACGGAUCCACUUAUAAGAUUGAACUUGAAGGGAUAUCGGUAAUGGUUAUGAGAGAGAUCCUGGAUUACAUCUUCAGUGGGCAGAUCAGGCUAAAUGAAGAUACAAUCCAAGAUGUUGUACAGGCAGCUGACCUGCUGCUGCUGACGGACCUGAAAACCUUGUGCUGUGAGUUCUUGGAGGGCUGCAUUGCCGCAGAGAACUGCAUCGGCAUCCGAGACUUUGCGCUGCACUAUUGCCUGCACCAUGUGCACUACCUGGCCACAGAGUACCUGGAGACCCACUUCCGCGACGUCAGCAACACAGAGGAGUUCCUGGAGCUGAGUCCGCAGAAGCUUAAAGAAGUGAUCUCCCUUGAGAAGCUGAACGUCGGCAAUGAAAGAUACGUGUUCGAGGCAGUGAUUCGGUGGAUAGCACAUGACACAGAGAUGAGAAAGGUCCACAUGAAGGAUGUCAUGUCAGCACUGUGGGUUUCGGGGCUGGACUCCAGCUACCUUCGGGAGCAGAUGCUGAAUGAGCCCUUGGUACGAGAGGUCGUCAAAGAGUGCAGUAACAUCCCUCUCAGCCAGCCGCAGCAGGGGGAGGCCAUGCUCGCCAGCUUCAAGCCCAGAGGCUACUCAGAGUGCAUAGUGACCAUUGGAGGGGAGGAAAGAGUUUCACGGAAACCCACGGCCGCCAUGCGAUGUAUGUGCCCUCUCUACGACCCUAAUCGGCAGCUGUGGAUCGAACUGGCUCCUCUGAGCAUGCCAAGAAUUAACCAUGGUGUUCUUUCAGCAGAAGGAUUUUUGUUUGUAUUGGGGGGCCAAGAUGAAAAUAAGCAGACACUGAGCUCGGGAGAGAAGUAUGACCCAGACGCCAACACGUGGACUGCUCUGCCACCCAUGAAUGAGGCAAGACACAACUUUGGGAUCGUGGAGAUAGAUGGGAUGCUCUACAUUCUCGGAGGGGAGGAUGGUGACCGGGAGUUGAUUUCCAUGGAGUGUUACGAUAUUUAUUCAAAAACCUGGACAAAGCAACCCGAUUUGACCAUGGUUAGAAAGAUUGGUUGUUACGCAGCUAUGAAAAAGAAAAUCUAUGCCAUGGGUGGAGGAUCAUAUGGAAAACUGUUUGAGUCUGUGGAGUGUUACGAUCCACGGACCCAGCAGUGGACUGCCAUAUGUCCACUGAAAGAGAGAAGGUUUGGAGCAGUGGCCUGUGGGGUUGCCAUGGAGCUGUACGUAUUUGGAGGAGUCAGAAGUCGAGAGGACAUCCAGGGCAGCGAGAUGGUCACCUGCAAGUCUGAGUUCUAUCAUGAUGAGUUUAAGAGGUGGAUCUACCUUAACGAUCAGAACCUGUGCAUCCCUGCCAGUUCAUCCUUCGUUUAUGGAGCUGUCCCCAUAGGAGCCAGUAUUUAUGUUAUCGGAGACCUUGACACAGGUACCAACUAUGACUAUGUGCGUGAGUUUAAGAGAAGCACGGGCACCUGGCACCACACGAAGCCACUCCUGCCAUCCGACCUUCGACGCACAGGCUGUGCAGCUCUGCGCAUAGCCAACUGCAAGCUCUUCCGCCUGCAGCUGCAGCAAGGCUUGUUCCGCAUCCGGGUCCAUUCCCCUUGAAGAGGAAGAGGAGCCAAAAGCGAGAUCCUGCCCCAAGCGCAUCACGUGGCUGGACAUCAGCAAGUACCGAGAAGCAGCUCCACCUUGCUGUGUGCUGAGUUUCAGUAUGGUUACUCUUUGGUGGUUUUUUAAUGCUUAGAAGCUUGGGCUUCUGCUCUUGUCUGGAGACCAUGUAACUGUUGAAAAACUACCCGGGAGGAAUCAGUUCCUCCAGCCUGAUGCGUCAGUAAACCGUGGAGGCUAGUGAGUGUCAAAAGGAGGAGGGAGUGGGGGGUUGGUGUCAUGUGAAAUAUCAAAGUUAAAGCCCUAAGGUGCAUUUUCCCAGAAGGGAACUCUUACUAACUGUGUCCCAGUGUGUGUGCUGUGGUAAACAAACAACAGAAUCCAUAUAUGCAAACCAGUAUACCCAGCAGACAAGGUUGUCCUUGUCCUUGUGGAGGGGUAGAAUGCCUGGCCCACUCAGUAAACUGAGGCUCGUGCCAGUUAGUUCCCAUUCAUUACUAAUGCUGUUUAAGAACUGUGUUCUGAUGAGUGGAAGCUGAGAUAAAACUCCUCUCCAGCAAUAGUCUGUCUUAGUAAAGAGUCAGUCACCCGAGGAGCUCCAGUCUGCAGCCCUUAUGUGAGCUUCAGGGAAUUGCUCACUGUGAAAGACCCUGCGUCAGGAGAGAGCUCCUGGGAGGGGCUGUCAGCUCGGGAGGGAGCUUGCACCAUUCUUCCUUCCACCUGGAAAAGCAAAACCAUUUUCUAUACUCCAGGCUGUCAGCGCAGAGGAGAUUGUAGAGUUGGGCAAACGAUAGCAAUCUGCUGCAACUAAAAAUAAUGGGACACAAACAAACAAACAAACAAAGCUGUCCAGAUAAUGUACAUAGGGAUCAAAAACUUCAUAUACUCUGUCUGAAAGCACACUGAGUCCUGUUUACUGCUGCUUAGAAAUUACAGACUUGUCUUUGAAUGCAGGUGUGUUUAGAAUCUUGUCUUUGUAACAGGCUGCUCCCAAAGCCGCUCACUGGUAGAGUUUUAGAUGAAUUUCACUCCCAGUAAUGUUUGGCUGGUAGAAUAAACUACCUCAACUUAAUUUCAUUCUGUCCCCAUUAGUGUCCUCUACACUUUCUCUCCUUCCUAUUCCCAUUAGUAAAGAAAUUCUUUAGAUGGUGGACUUUAUCUUGUAAGAUAGUCUGUUUUCAUUUAGACUAUGCCACCUUGGUGGGAAAUCAGGGACUUGAGUGUGCUCUAUUACUUGACAGUGUGAGCUGUAUGCAAUAUCAAAUUUCUUGUCAACUUGAUAUAGAGUUCCUCAUUUCUAAUUGUUUUCUACAAGUUUCUUUAGAGUAUGGCUAGAAGAGGCAACAUUAUAUCUUAGUGACUGCUAAAUGUGUAAGUACAUCCUUUGGUUAUAAAUUGAAGAACAGAAAUUUCUUCUAGAAACUUCCUAUGUGAGAUGUUUAUAUACAAUUAAAAUGCAUAUAAAGCAUUAAUCCUAUUUUCCCACCUGUGGACCUGAAAAGGCAUGGCCUCUCUGCAGGGAUCUUCCUAUACCUGUCUUGAGUGAUGGGCACUAUAAAAAGUUGGGGAAAAGAAGCCAAAGGGUAGCUGUAAAAAGGGCUGGGAGUGAUGCCCUCACUCUGCCUUGGCCAGAAGCAACUUGGCAAGAGUAGGUCUAAGUUUUUAUCCUUUGCUCCAGGCCAGACGUGCCAUACACCUUCAUGCCAUCCAGUCCAAGUCAGGCUUGGAUUGUGUUUCGUAUGAGCCAUGUUGUCGGCAUGUCUCCCCGUUGGGGAGCUUUCCAUCAAAGAAACUAUGGCAGAGGAAGCACUUUCUGCUGUUGCUAAGCUGGUGGCUGCAGGGGAGAGAAAUUGCCAGAAGGGCAAGUUGACUUUGGUGAAAUACCUGCACAGGACAGAGCCAUGGCCUGCAGAGCAGAGAAACUGGUGUCAGGACAGCUGGCUAACUGCUCUGUUUUGGGUUUUGGUUUUGAUGUUUGUUUGUUUGUUUGUUUGUUUGUU